Messenger RNA from Octopus sinensis (East Asian common octopus), 1109 nucleotides. RefSeq lists its product as uncharacterized. Bases 27 to 524 code for a protein of 165 amino acids. The transcript has 3 exons. The record is from RefSeq and is a predicted model, not a curated record. Lineage: Eukaryota; Metazoa; Mollusca; Cephalopoda; Octopoda; Octopodidae.
AGCAAGAAAAAGGAAAGCAAUGUCCCAUGGCCAGCAUCAGAUGUAAGAAACUAAGAAUGGGACCCAAUGAAGUCAAGUGCCUAAUUCCUAAGAAAACAGUUAAGUCUGCUGUGUGGAUAAUCCUCCUUGUUUUCACAAACAUCAUCUACCCUUGCAAUGGUCUCCGUUGCUGGAAGUGUAUUUCAGAGAAUUGCCACCAACUUGAUCCUAAUGCUGAAGCUAUGACAGUGGUUUGUAAAAAGGGACAGUCAUGCUUGAAAGUUAUCUAUCAGCUUGGAAGACUUUUCCCUCGGUACAAGUCAAUUGUUAGGUCAUGCUCGGCUGGAAUCUGCACUUCACACACCACAGAAGAAUUUCAUAACUGCUCAUCUAAUCCACGCAAAUAUAAUGUUACUGGUUGUUUCCUCCGCACCUGUUGUGAUGACAAAGACUUUUGCAAUGACAGCAGUAUUGUCAACGGUUAUCUGGGGAUCUAUAUAGGAAUAGUGUUGUCUCUUUCUUUCUCAUUGUUCUGGUUAUAUUAGCUCUAGAAUAACAUAGGAUAAUUAGUCUAAAAUGACUAGUUAACACCACAUCUAUGCCUUGAGCCAACUUUUGUGAGAUUCAUGACAUUGCAAGCAUUAUGGAUAUGACCCCUCCCUCUGCUCACAUUUCAAAUGUAGACAUUGGCUUACAGAUAUGAAGGCCAGGCAUUAACUAAAUCGAGUUCACUAAUCUAAGUGGGUCUUCAAAGAUCAUGGACAAUGUUCCUCCUUCCAUGGCUAAUUUAUUAAAAAAUUUACUCAUACAUACAUGUAUGCAUACAUACAUGCAUGUAUGCAUGUGAACAUACAUACGUACACAUAUACAAACACACACACACACACACAGGUGUAUGUAUAUUGAGUUGAUGUGUAAGCAUCAUAAAAUACACUCACUGUAAGAGUUCAAUUAACAAAUUGCUUAUUCUCAUACAUUAUUACAAUGCAAUAAACAUUGAUGGAAUACACUUGCAUGCAUGCACAGAGAAUCAACUAAAAGAAUAUUUAAUAACAACAUUUUUAGAAUAGAUUCUCUCUCUCUCUCUCUCUCUCUAUAUAUAUAUAUAAUAUAUAUAUAUAUAUAUGUUG